This is a messenger RNA of Clupea harengus (Atlantic herring), 774 nucleotides long. RefSeq names its product chloride transport protein 6-like (gene clcn6). Gene Ontology annotation, molecular function: voltage-gated chloride channel activity. Gene Ontology annotation, cellular component: lysosomal membrane; intracellular membrane-bounded organelle. The transcript is spliced from 5 exons. The coding region runs from base 85 to 774 and encodes 229 amino acids. The record is from RefSeq and is a predicted model, not a curated record. NCBI's taxonomy places the organism in Eukaryota, Metazoa, Chordata, Actinopteri, Clupeiformes, Clupeidae. Gene Ontology annotation, biological process: chloride transport; transmembrane transport.
UGUGUGUUUGUGUCCCCCUAGUGUUCAGACGGUGAUAAGGCGUGCCACCUGUGGACGGUGGUGGAUCUGGCCUUCUUUGUGCUGAUGGGUAUAGUGGGGGGGCUGCUGGGCGCUCUCUUCAACUGCAUCAACAAACGCCUCGCCAAGUACCGCAUGAAGAACGUCCACCCCAAGGCCAGGGUCAUCAGGGUGUUGGAGAGUCUGCUCGUUUCCAUGGUGACGACGGUGGUGAUCUUCGUGGCCUCGAUGACCCUGGGAGAAUGUCGGGACCUGUCUCCCCCCACAACACACAACUCCACUGUGCUGGAGGCAGUUAAUGUAAAUGUGGAUGUGAACUCCACCAUCAGGCAGUUCUUCUGCUCCAAUAAGAGCUACAAUGACAUGGCCACGCUGUUCUUCAACCCUCAGGAGGUGGCUAUACAUCAGCUCUUCCACCAGGACGCUACCUUCAGCCCGGUGACUCUGUCCAUCUUCUUUGUGCUGUAUUUCCUGCUGGCGUGUUGGACGUACGGCGUGUCCGUCCCCAGCGGUCUCUUUGUCCCCUCGCUGCUCUGCGGGGCGUCUCUGGGGCGACUGGUGGCCAACGUCCUUAAGAUGAACCUGGGUAUGCAGAUCUACCCCGGGACCUUUGCUCUGAUUGGUGCAGCUGCCUUUAGGGGCGUGGUCCGCAUGACCAUCAGCCUGACAGUCAUCCUGAUCGAGUCGACCAAUGAGAUCACUUACGGCCUUCCCAUCAUGAUCACACUGAUGGUAGGGGACACUUCGUCAGCUUGA